Molecule: messenger RNA, 2536 nt
Organism: Lolium perenne
Lineage: Eukaryota; Viridiplantae; Streptophyta; Magnoliopsida; Poales; Poaceae
Molecular function (GO): protein binding
Source: RefSeq, a predicted model, not a curated record
ACCGGGCUGGCCGGUUUCAGACCGGGCCUGUGACCGGGCGGCGACCGGACGAGGCUCCAAGUUCCCUGGAUGGCGCCCGGAUGUCACGAGCGCAAAUCCCGGUUUCUGACCGGGCGGCCCGGUCAGGAGGCCGGUCAGACCGGGCUGUGGACCGGGUGAUCCGGUCAGGCCGGUCUGACCGGGUUCUGGACCGGCCGUCCAUCUUCUCUUCCUUGCGCUCUUCGGGCGACUUCCGGUCCAGCUCCAGGUCCAUCUUCGCGUCCAGCUGCUCCUCUCCUCCUCUUGACCAUGGUGUGUCCUCCUCUUCGUGCUCUUGAUGCUCCUUGUACCUAAUGACACAUAACACGUCGGCAUGAGGUAGCAAUCCAUCCAAAAGGGUACCAAGAUCAAGGGUGGUGAGGAGCGAGUUCACCUCAUCAUGGAGAGCCUUGACUCGGGCUCGUGUCAUCGGUCCACUUGGGGGACUUGUUGGUCUUGGUGUGGAGGUGACCGAAGGCCACCCCGCAUCACAUGAGCAGCUGAGCCCUCUGCCCAUCAACCUGCCUCGCAGCCAGGAGCCGCUGGACGCCCUUCUUUUCUGGUACACCCUAACAGCGGUGGAUCGGUUCAUAUACCCAGAUGUGAAAGCAGUUGCAGGGGAAGCAGCUGACGAGGGCAUCCCCCUGAACCAGGAGCGCCUCAUCUUGACUGAAAUACAGAUCUUUGUCAAGACCCUCACUGGCAAAACCAUCACCAUCAUGGUGAAAAUUUCCGAUUCCAUUGAAAUUCUGAAGUCGAAGAUCCAGGACAAGGAGGGUACCCCCCCGGACUUCCAGCGUCUGAUAUUUUGGGGCAAGCAGCUUGAGGAUGGCCGCACCUUAGCGGACUAUAAUAUCCAGAAGGAAUCCACCCUUCAACUGGCACUUCGCUUGCGAGGCGGCCACAAGGGAAGACCUAGCUCCAGCAGUCAAUCGUCAACACAAAAGAGACCAUACAAGUCCAAUCAUCACUCCUGUACUCCCAGGACUUCUGUGUCAGAUCUCUCAUCUUCAUCAUGUAAAGGAUCCUCAUCAUCUUCAACAUCCUCUGACGAAAGAAGGUCUGUUAGGAAAAAGAGAAGAAACUCUGAAGGUAAAUAUUUCCACCUCACCCUACAAAAGGGUGAGAAGAGUGAAGCUCAGCCACUUGUUGAGAUGGAAAGAUCUAAGAUUAUGUCCAAAUUGGACGUUCCUGGCCAGAAGGUAGUGGCCAAGCACAAGUAUCAGGAAUUCACCAAAAAAGGAAUUCAAAUCAUGAAUGGACUGAAGAAUCUCAUUUUCACCAUGAAGCACAAAAAAGUUUCAUUGAAAGGGGAGUUCUCUUUAAAGAACCUUGUGUGGGUUCCGGGAAGUAAGCAGAUCAAGUUCAGAAAAAUUGAUGAUGAAGACUUUGUAAAAUUCAGGACAGAGCGCGGUGAAAAAGACUGUGAGGCCAUUGCUGAUUGUGUUGAGAGAAUGCUUGACGGAUAUGCUCUGCCAUCAGAACUAAAGCAUUGGCUAUCCCUGCUCAGGGAUGUGCCCUACUCAAGAGAGUACUUGGUUAAGAAUCAUAUGACUUUGAUGUCGUCAAAUGAUAAGCUUCAUCACGUCAUAUUUUUGUUUGGACUUCGUGAGCAAGUCAAGAGUCACAGAACGGUUAUACUGGAAAGAAUGAAGUCGUUGGAAAUAGAAUACAAAACAGGAACUGAAGAGUACAAGGAACUUGCGGCAAAGGAGGCAGAACUGAGAGCCACGCUAGAAGCAAUCCGCAAAGGUGUCCGGUGUGGAAACACUGACACCAACGAUGAUUGGCGACCGAAGGUUCUUGAUAAUGAGUAUUUAUACAAGAUAUUUGCGCACCGACGCGAUGAUUAUGAGGGAGAAGGUGGGGCAAAGAAGUUGGUUGAAUUUGGCAGAAACUGUACCCAACAUCUGAUGAAACAUUCCCUCAAUAAACAUGGCAAAAAGAAUUUUGACUAUGACCAGAUGGCUGGGAUCAUAUCAUAUACCUUUCCGACACUAUUCUAUGAGUUUCAAGAAUCUAUGUAUAAACAAGGAUUAAUGGAUUCCAGCAUAUAAUUAAGCGAAGGAUCGGUCCAUAUACCCAGAUGUGAAGGCAGUUGCAGGGGCAGAAGCAGACGGGCCUCUUCGAAACCAUCGAACUUCAUCCCAGAUUUUAUAGCCUGUGGGGAUUUAUAAGGGCUGAUGAUUCCUUUUUCUCUUGUGGACCCCUUGUACGUUGAGUGAACUCCAAUAUAUACUAGUUUCAGUGGUUGUGUGAGUUAGCUAGGACCGAUGUUUUCGGUCAUGCGGAAAUCGAGUUUUCCAUGCUGUAGAACUGCAGAAACCAAGUUUCAUUGUUUUGUCAGGGUAGAAUGGUUACUAUCUUGCACGCUGACAUUGGUUAUAGGUUCUUCUGACCAAAAUAGUUGUGUUACAGUCUUCAGAAUGAUUGAUACCAGUACAAUCAGGGAACUUUCACUUUUACUAUCUGUUGUAUGUGUUGUUGUUACCAUGUGUGCUAGGAUAAAUUGCCAUAA